Lathyrus oleraceus (garden pea) is the source of this 1505-nucleotide messenger RNA. RefSeq lists its product as uncharacterized. The transcript has 6 exons. The record is from RefSeq and is a predicted model, not a curated record. Gene Ontology annotation, molecular function: transcription coregulator activity. Gene Ontology annotation, biological process: positive regulation of transcription by RNA polymerase II. Bases 176 to 1408 code for a protein of 410 amino acids. Gene Ontology annotation, cellular component: mediator complex. NCBI's taxonomy places the organism in Eukaryota, Viridiplantae, Streptophyta, Magnoliopsida, Fabales, Fabaceae.
AUAAGAAACGACUAUAAAAGCGAAAACACAGAACAAAGCAACUAGCUUCAUCAUACUAGAAGAAUACGAAUCGCUGUCUCUUGCAUCAUUUGAGUCGUAUCGAAUUCUACUCGCCGGAAAACUCUACCGGAAUUGUUCCUCAGCUACAAGAAACACCGAGAAACUCGUACAGCGAAUGGAUUCAUCACAAAGUCCAUCUGAUGGGGGAAAUGGGAUGCCGCCGAUCUUUCAAACUAACGAUACUGCUGCUUCUAUGCAAAACCUGAAGCAGAUCAACGAGUCCAUUGAGAAAACCUUGGCCCUUAUCCAUCAACUUACCCUUACUGUCUCUAAUUACGAUGAUGCUCUGCAAAUGCCACUCCUCCAACGCAUCAACGGUCUUGUUGCGGAGCUUGACAACAUGAUGAAAUUGGCGGAAAACUGCAACAUCGAGGUUCCUAUGGAGGUUGUAAAUUUAAUUGAUGAUGGGAAGAAUCCAGACUUAUUUACGAGAGAUGUUAUAAACAACUGUAUUGCAAAGAAUCAGAUCACCAAAGGAAAAACGGAUGCUUUCAAGGAUUUUCGCAAGCAUCUAUUUGAGGAAUUAGAACAAAACUAUCCUGAUGAAGUUGAGACAUUUAGAGAGAGUCGUGCUGCGUCCGCUGCGUCUGCUUCUGCUGCAUCUGUGUCUGUGUCCGAUGCACUUGCGUCUGCUUGUGCGUCCGAUGCACUUGCUACUGCUUGUGCGUCCGAUGCGCCUGCUUGUGCGUCCGAUGCGCCUGCUUGUGCGUCCGAUGCGCCUGCGUCUGCUUGUGCGUCCGAUGUGCCUGCGUCUGCUUGUGUGUCCGAUGUGCCUGCUUGUGAGUCCGAUGUGCCUGCGUCUGCUUGUGCGUCCGAUGUGCCUGCGUCUGCUUGUGCGUCCGAUGUGCCUGCGUCUGCGUCCGUUGCGUCUGCUUCUUCUGCAUCUGCGCUUGCGUCCGAUGCGCCUGUGUCUGCUUCUGCAUCCAAUGCGCUUGCUUCUGCAUCCGAUGCGCCUGCUUCUGCUGCAUCCGUGUUUGCGUCUGAUGCACCUGUGUCUGAUUCUGCGUCCAUUGCGCCUGCGUCUGCUGCUUCUGCUUCUGCUGCAUCCGUGUUUGCGUUCGCUGCGCCUGUUUCUGCAUCAGCUGCGUCUGCGUCCACUGCGUCUGCUUCUGCUGCAUCCGCGUAUGUGUCCAAUGCACAUGUGUCUGCAUCUGCGUCCGCUGCUGCGCCUGCGUCUGUUUCUGCUGAGUUGAAUCGGCUCGGACAGAAAGUGUAUUGCCAAAUGGAGAUGUUAGUGUUAAAGGAGUUUGAUGUCUUUGUUUCAUUUGUAAUUUAUAGUUUAGGAUUGAAGAUAUUUCUCUCUUUUAUUUUAUUUUACCUUGGUUUGCAUAGUGAAUUUCAACACUGAUUCCUUAUUCUCGUUACAUCUCUCAUUUUUUUACCUUUUACUUUUAUUUAUGGAUGUAAUGUCGUUAUUAUGAAUGUCUUUUAUAUGUAUGAAUUUA